CAAAAACAAACUCUAGAAACGGAGUGUCCCACCCCGGUCACCACCCCCUACCAAAGGUAAAACCCAAAAACUCAAUCGCGUUCUAAUCCCCGUCACAAUUAACAAAAUUAGGGUUAGGGUUUUACAGCUUUGUCUUUGUUCUUCAACAUGGCUUCCGAAGAGAUUGCUUUAGUUCUGUCACACCGUCCCGACAACCACAACCCUCAGCUCCUCUUCCAAGACGAGUCCAGUUUAGCCUUUCGCUGUAACCCAACGCAGCAGCACCUACACCACCAUCCUGCCGGACAUACGACUAACAACAACACUAACAAGACUACCCGUGAGCUUACCGGAUUCAUCGAACACCAAAAUCGACACUAUCAACCGCAAGCCACAACCGAGUUCCGCCGGAGCAUGUGCGACGCUGUCCCGGCCUACCACCGUGGCAUACAGGACUGGAAUGGCAAAAAUGGACGGGCUUCCAGUUCUCCUAGCCGAGAUGGAUCGGACAGUGAUGAUGACGAAGAAGAGGACGAUGACGACAUGGAUGAUGGGGGUGGAGAUGGUCACGUGGUUGGAAUUGUAAACAACAUUAUGGAUGCUAACAAAAGUAAUCUUAGCGGGCACAUCAGCGACGAGAAAAAUGGAAAUGGGAAAAGGAAUCAUCUUUCCUCCAUUGGAACUGAUAUGAAUGAUGGAAGAGCAAGUUCUAAUGAGAAUCAUCAGCAAGGACAGUUAUGCCAGUACCAAAAUGCUAUUACUAUUGCAGACCCAACCGGUGAAUUGUACUACUCUCAGUAUCUUCAAGGGAUGGAAGGUUCAGGAGGAGCAGGGAUCAAAGAUAUACUGGUUGAAAAUGGGUGUGGCUUUAGUGGAAGAAAAGAUGUUCCCAAUUCAGGUGGAUCAGGGGAGUCACUAAGGGCUAUACUCUCAGAUCCUUUGACUGGAACACUCAUGGAUGAUGCUAUGAUAUUGCCUUGUGGGCAUUCUUUUGGUAGUGGUGGCAUGCAACAUGUUAUGAGGAUGAAAGCAUGCUACACGUGUUCACACCCGGUCUCAGAAGGCUCAGUUGCUUCAAACCUAAGUCUGCGAUCUGCUGUACAUGCGUAUCGUAGGGAAGAAGAAUUGCAAAGUCAGUGUGCAUCCAAAAGAAGAAAUAGAUUUGACCAGGAGAAUAGUAGUAAUUAUGGUGAUUUAACAGUAGUGGACCACUCGAAUUCGAGAUGCAGAGGUGUUCAAUUCCCUUUUACUGUGGCUGAUCGUGUUAUUAUCAAGGGUAACAAAAGGACGCCUCCACGUUUUGUUGGUCGUCAAGCUGUUGUAACCACCCAGUGCUUAAACGGAUGGUAUGUGGUGAAGACAUUGGAUAAUGCGGAGAGUGUUAAGUUGCAAUACCGGUCUCUAGCCAAACUUCAAGAUAUUACUACUAGUCACCCCUCAAAUCUAGCUUCAACUAAAAUUACAACACCCAAUUGGCUCUAAUGUAAUGACCCCAAUUAGGUUGGUACAGGGGAGGGGUAUAUCAGUAAUUUCAAAAUCUGGUCUGUGUAAAUAUAGUCGUCGUGUAGAUUUGUUAUUAGAGGUGGUGGAAUUGUGUAUGUCAUGGGACAUGGGGUUGGGAGAAUAGUAGAAAAUCUUGACUCCAAAAGUGACGCUGUGAUAGAUAAUUGUUGGUUUAAGGCAUUUUACUAGAGGUGGAAAAAUAGUCGAUCAUCAAAAGAUCUGUGAAGAUGGCAUUCAAAUUAAAAUAAGUUGAUUGAUAUGUUA
This is a messenger RNA of Lactuca sativa (garden lettuce), 1746 nucleotides long. RefSeq names its product U-box domain-containing protein 62. The record is from RefSeq and is a predicted model, not a curated record. Gene Ontology annotation, molecular function: ubiquitin-protein transferase activity. Gene Ontology annotation, biological process: protein ubiquitination. Lineage: Eukaryota; Viridiplantae; Streptophyta; Magnoliopsida; Asterales; Asteraceae.